AUGAAACAUCGGAACGUUAAUAAUGGUGGUAGUAAUAGAAGUACGAUUCAAUCUGUAUCAACUUCUAUUCUACCACCAUUAUGUUGGUCAUCAAUAAGUUUAAUAUGUCAUCUUAAAAGUGAACAUUAUUUAAAAUUUAAAAAUUGUCUUCAUAGUCAUUGGAAAUGGUCUCAAACAAAUAAAAUUCAUUCUACAACAAUAUUACUUGAUAAUAAUAAACAAAUAUUAUUUCAUCCAAGAACAAGUUCAUCAACACAAGUUAUUCUUGCUGAUAGACCAUUGCCAUUAAAUGGUAAACAUUAUUGGGAAAUCUAUGUGCCUGCUGUUUAUGGAACAUCAAUUAUGUUUGGCAUUGCAACUAAUGAACAACAAAUGUUUUCAUCUACAUUUACAAAUCUAAUUGGAAUUGAUCAACAUGGUUGGGGACUAUCACAUCAUGGUUUAUUAUGGCAUAAUGGAAUAUCAUAUUCAUAUUUAUCUAAACCAAUGGAAUCACUUCAACCUGUUUUAAUUGGUUUAGAAUUUGAUGCUGAUGCACGAACACUUUCAUAUAUAAUUAAUAAUCAAUCAAUGGGCAUUGCAUUUCGUUGUAUACCAACAAAUGUAUUAAUUUAUCCAGCUGUAUCAUCAACAAGUGCACAAAGUACAAUGAUUCUUAAACAUUGUUGUAAGAUAUGUUCAUCUUUACGUGAACUUUGUUUAAAAUUAAUUAAAUCAUCUAAAUUGAAAGAAAAUAUUAAUAAUCAAUUGUUACCUCGACAUUUAAUUGAACAAUUGAUUAAUGUACUUCUUCGUGAACAUAUAGUUAAAAAUACUGAUGCAAGACAUAUGCUUGUCUCGGAAUAUGAUAUUCUGGAUAAACAAAAACCAGUAUCAUUUUGGAUGCGAGAUCUUACUAUUCCACAAUGGCUUUUAUUAGUUUUAGUUUCAUUGACUAUAAUCGUAUUUACAGCAUUUGCUUUAUUUACAGCCAUUGUUACAUUAAAGAAAGAAACAAAUGGUGGUCCAUGUAAAUCAAAUACAGAUUGUCGUCGUGAUCUUGGUUUAAUUUGUAAUAAUUAUCGUUGUGGUUGUGCUUAUUCACAUUUUUGGAGUGAUUCAUAUAGUAUCUGUGAACGAAGACGAAUGGUUAAUCGAACAUGUUAUAAUGAUUCUGUAUGUGAUGUAUUAGCAAGUUUAGAAUGUCAAAAUGCUACACUAACUAGUGGCAGUAUUGAAUUUCAAUGUCGAUGUAAAACUUCAAUGUCAUGGAAUGGAUAUACUUGUGUUUAUCAAAGUUUAUAUAAUACAUCAUGUGUUCAAAAUGCUAAUUGUGAUACAAGUCGAUAUUUAUUUUGUAAUUCAACAUUACAACUUUGUCGUUGUAAUUCAUCUAUGUUUUGGAAUGGAGAUUCAAAAUCGGGUACAUGUGAAUAUAAACGAACUGUUAAUCGUUAUUGUUAUCCAUAUGAUGAUAGUUGGUGUGAUGAUACAGGUCCUCUAGGUCAAGGUCUUGUCUGUACUCAAUAUUCAAAUCCUUAUGGAGAUGAAUAUGGUGUAUGUCAAUGUUCCACACAUAAAUUUUAUAAUGGUAGUGCUUCAUUAGGUAACGGAUUUUGUGUACCACAUCAUGUUUAUAAUGAAUCGUGUACAUCAACAUCUCAAUGUGAUUAUCGAAUUAAUUUAUCAUGUUCAAAUAAUCUUUGUGUAUGUCCAUCAGGUACAAAUUAUGAUUCUUCUAUUAAUAGUAGUGGUGUUAUGGGUUAUUGUAAAAUUGCUGCGGGUUAUAUGGAAAAUUGUACAGCUUCUUUAAUAUGUAGUACAUCACAAAAUCUUUUUUGUAAUUUAUCAUAUUAUGGUGGAGUAAAUAUAUUUGGUGUAUGCCAAUGUAAUAGUUCAUGGUCAUAUUGGGAUGGUACAACAUGUGCAAAAAAAUUAUCAAUUGGUGGACAAUGUUCAAUUAAUACACAAUGCAUUGAAGCAGAUGGUCUAUUUUGUAGUAAUUAUACACAAUCAAUAGGUACAUGUGAUUGUGAUAAAGAUCAUUUUUGGAAUUAUACAUGUAUAACUAAACAAUGGUAUAAUACAACAUGUUCAUCAUCUUAUGUUUGUGAUGAUAAUCGUGGUUUACAAUGUCAAGGUCUUGGUGGUAGUAUGUUUCAAAAAUGUGAUUGUUAUAAUACAAGUUAUAUUUGGGAUUCAUUAUAUGUUACAAAUCGAUCAUAUACAUGUAUACCGAAAUUAACAAAUAGUCAAUCAACAUGUUUUGGUGAUCUUGAAUGUGAAGAUUUUAAUUAUUUAGUAUGUAAUAAUGGUACAUGUGGAUGUUAUUAUACAGAUUAUUGGGAUGGUAGUCGAUGUCAACCUAAAAGAAAUUAUACAGAUCCAUGUUCAAAUACUACACAAUGUCGAGAUUUUAGUCCAGUUAAUUUAAUAUGCCGUUCUGGUACAACUGUACCACCAGCAUUACAAUGUCUUUGCAAUGAAACAUCUUAUUGGGAAGAAUGUGUUCAAGCAUGUCUUAUUUCGAAAAAACGUCAUGAAUCUUGUACACUUGUUUCGAAUUGUACAAGUAAUGAAUGUGAUAAAGCGGCAAAUUUACAAUGUAUGAAUGAUAGUGUUUCAAAUAUAACUGGAUCUGGAUGGUGUAACUGUACACAAUUACAAUGGUGGAAUGGAUCAUAUUGUCGAAAUAAAGGUACACCAGCUUGGGGUGUAAAUGCAAGUGAUAUAUGUAAUGCAUCAUAUCAAUGUGCAGAUUACAAUUUAGUUUCUUGUCCACUCAGUACAACAUGUGAAUGUGCAACAACUAAAUACUGGGAUGGUACUACAUGUCAUGAUCGAGUAUUAUAUGGUGAGUCGUGUAUAAAAUGGACUAACUAUCCAGUAAACACAACGACAUGUUUAAAUGCUGCUGGUGCUGGAUUACUUUGUAGUAGUUCAAUUUGUAGUGGAGGAGAAUGUACAGGUGGUACUUGUUAUUGUCCGAGUGGCACAACUUGGAAUGGAACAUUUAGUAUGUGCUAUACUCCAAGCACUGGAUAA
This is a messenger RNA of Rotaria sp. Silwood1, 3024 nucleotides long. NCBI's taxonomy places the organism in Eukaryota, Metazoa, Rotifera, Eurotatoria, Philodinida, Philodinidae. The record is from the annotation of a GenBank genome assembly.